AUUAUAUUUACGGUCUCUCUUAUUUGAACAGCCGGUAAAGCAAAAUACGUUUUAUUAUUUAAUGGAACCCGCAGCAAAGAAAUCGAAAAUGGGCAAAAACCAAAAGUUCAAUAACAACAAGAAGAAGUAUUUCCACGCCAAGAGGCAGGUGCUCCAGCCCGGCCAACGUGGAUUCUUUGCCACGUGCAACAUCAACGAGAAGGCAUGUGUUCGCGAAUGCUACAAUUUAUUAAACCACUAUGCGGACAUACUUUACGGCCCGGAAAAGAUAGAGAAUGAGCCGGAAAAAAAGCAGCCAGAGGAAGCUGGAGCGGCUGGCGAUGCGGGAGAGGAUGAUAGGAAGCCGGCGGCUGGAGGUGCCAGUGAUGACGACGACGACGACGACUUGGAGGCAGCUGCCGCCAAGUGCCGUGAGAAGCUCUCCCAGCGCAAGGUGCGAUUCCAGAAUGUGGACACCAACACCACCAACUGCGUGUUCAUCCGCACCCAACUGGAGGAUCCGGUGGCCCUGGGUAAACACAUAAUCAAGGACAUAGCAACCACCGGCAAGUCAAUGUCCAGAUUUGUCCUCCGUUUGGUGCCCAUCGAAGUCGUCUGCCGCGCCAACAUGCCGGACAUCAUCUCUGCCGCCGGACUGCUCUUCGACAAGCACUUCCUCAAGGAGCCCACCAGCUUUGGCAUCAUUUUCAAUCAUCGCUACAAUCAGCAGAUCAAGCGGGACCAAAUCAUCACCCAACUGGCCGAGCUGGUCAACGCCAAGAACGUGGGUAACAAGGUGGACCUGAAGGAGGCCAAGAAAUCCAUCAUCGUGGAGGUCUUGAGGGGCUGGUGCCUGCUUAGCGUGAUCGACAACUAUCUGGAGUCCAAAAAGUUCAAUCUGGCCGAGCUGGCCAAUCCUAGCGAUAAGAAAUCUUCAGAUGCCAAGUCGGAGUCUUCGGAGGGCUCCAAGGGCAACAAUGAGGAACAGAAAACCACUGGAGAAACUGCAUCUCCAGAGGAGUCCCAGUCUAGUAAUGAUAAGAAUAAAUCAACUGACAAUGGAGAUACCAAGAACUAACUGAAGGAACAAGAGGUAUUGAGACCAUCACCAACCUGCCCAAUUCUAAUGGUAUAAAGCAAUAGUUAUAGAUGGACCAUCUGCUGUGCAGACGAAUAUAAAUAAAUGAACCAGCUAUUAUUUACUUUUGUUAA
This is a messenger RNA of Drosophila santomea, 1191 nucleotides long. RefSeq names its product THUMP domain-containing protein 1 homolog. Gene Ontology annotation, molecular function: RNA binding. The record is from RefSeq and is a predicted model, not a curated record. The transcript has a single exon. Gene Ontology annotation, biological process: tRNA modification. NCBI's taxonomy places the organism in Eukaryota, Metazoa, Arthropoda, Insecta, Diptera, Drosophilidae. Bases 62 to 1057 code for a protein of 331 amino acids.